This is a messenger RNA of Cryptomeria japonica (Japanese cedar), 720 nucleotides long. RefSeq lists its product as uncharacterized. NCBI's taxonomy places the organism in Eukaryota, Viridiplantae, Streptophyta, Pinopsida, Cupressales, Cupressaceae. The transcript has a single exon. The record is from RefSeq and is a predicted model, not a curated record. Gene Ontology annotation, molecular function: nucleic acid binding; RNA-DNA hybrid ribonuclease activity. The coding region runs from base 1 to 720 and encodes 239 amino acids.
AUGAGGAUCUUCAGAGAAACAUUUAGUUCGGUGGAGGAGGUGAUUUUAAAAAUCAAGGAAGGAAUUGAAGAAGUGAUUAAUGGCAAGACCCCCAAAGCUAAAUCAUCCAAAUACUACAAUUGGGAUAGGGAUAUGGAAAGUAAUUGGUCACUCAAAUAUUGGGGGUUGGGGGUCACCCCUGUUCCCAAAACCAAUAAGAAGUUAAUCAGAUGGAUCCCUCCACGAAGUGAUUGGGUCAAAUUGAAUUUUGAUGGAGCCUAUAGAGGGAAUCUUGGCCCAACAGGAAUUGGUGCAGUCAUCAGAAAUUCCUCGGGGAUACUCCUGGGAGGAUUGUUUGGGAGUCUGGGACUUGCCACAAACAACGAAACAGAGAUUAGGGCAUUGGCAGUAAGAGUGGACUUAUGUGUUCAAAAAGGACAUGACAAAAUAUGUAUUGAAGGAGACUCACAAAUUAUCAUCAAUGGAGUCACUAAGUCUGGCUUCUUGAAUUGGAAACUUGACAAGUGGAUACCUUAUAUUAAUGAGUCUCUAGGAUCUUUCAAUUUGUUUGAAUUGAAACAUACAUAUUGGGAAGGGAAUAAGGUGGCAGACCUUCUGGCCAAUAUUGGGAUUGAUAAAAAUAUUGGUACAAUCAUUUUCGGUGAAGAGGAUGCAGACACAGUGGUACUGGAUACUAUUUGGAAUGAGAGACCAGAUAGGCCUUGUACGGGGAUUGGAUAG